Molecule: messenger RNA, 1125 nt
Organism: Aspergillus aculeatinus CBS 121060
Lineage: Eukaryota; Fungi; Ascomycota; Eurotiomycetes; Eurotiales; Aspergillaceae
Product: uroporphyrinogen-III synthase HEM4
Exons: 2
Coding region: 49-1125 (358 amino acids)
Biological process (GO): uroporphyrinogen III biosynthetic process
Molecular function (GO): uroporphyrinogen-III synthase activity
Source: RefSeq, a predicted model, not a curated record
AUUGCACCUCACUCACCCAGAAACAGACCAGCAAGAAACCCAAGAACAAUGGCCGAGCAAGACCCUCGCACCCCAAUCCUCCUCCUCAAAACCCGCUCCACCCCGCACGACGGCUACGACGACUUCUUCACGAGCCAAAACUACAACCCCGCCUUCAUCCCCGUGCUGGAGCACCACUUCCACACGACCAACCUCCAACGCGUCCACGACCUGCUCGUCUCGGGGGGCUUUCGCGCGGGCCAUCCGAACCAGAAAUACGGCGGCAUCAUCUUCACAAGUCAGCGGGCGGUGGAGGGGUUCGCCCACGUCCUCGAGGGCAUCGAUGACCCAGACCGAAGUCUAACCCCCCUCACCCUCCCCCUCUACACCGUCGGCCCCGCAACCCACCGCUCCCUCUCCGCCCUGACAACCACCUACCUCCCCAACGCCACCCUCCACGGCCAGGACACGGGCACCGGCGAGCUCCUCGCGCACUUCAUCCUCUCGCAUUAUCCGACGUACACCAUGGGCAACACCACAGGCAACACCACGGGCAACCCAGAUGCGAACACCACACCCCCAAAUCCCCCAAACCCAACCCCAACAAUAAAACCCCUCCUCUUCCUCGUCGGCGAACAGCGCCGCGACAUCAUCCCCACGACCCUGAUGGACCCGGCGCGGCGGCCCGACGCCCGCAUCCCCGUGGAGGAGCUGGUGGUCUACGAGACCGGGGUGAUGGCCGGGUUUGAGGAGGCGUUUGGGGCGCGGAUUCGCGCGGAGCGGGAUGCGUUCCAGCGCAAACAGCAGGACGAAGACGACGAGAAAGUGGUCUGGACGGUGGUGUUUUCGCCGACGGGGUGUGAGGCUAUGGUCAGGGUUUUGGAGACGGUGGAUGCUUCUUCGUCAUCGUCGUCGUCGUCAGCGGUUCUGGGCGGUGGGUUGGAAUCACAAAAGGAGGAAGGGGAUUUAGGUCCAAAGGAUUACAACAGAAAGUUCUUUGUCGCGACCAUUGGUCCGACGACCAGGGAUUAUCUCAGGAAUCGUGUCGGGUUUGAACCCGAUGUCUGUGCGGAGAAGCCUAGUCCCGAGGGGGUCGGGAGGGGGAUCCAGAAAUUUAUGGAGGAGUAUAGGGCGGGGAAGAAAUAG